AUGCUGUCGGUGCUGGGUAAGUCGGCGUCGGGCCUGGCGAACGGGCGACAAGCCGUCGUGCUCAUCUCGAGCCAGAACUUUAGUAGCAGCGCCGUCACGACGCCCGAAAACGCUCAUCCGGAGCCACGUGUCAGCUCGCAGACAGCUCAAUUCAGAAAGGGAGGCGGUGGAAGGUUUUUCGCCUCGAAAGAUUGCCCGCAAAAAAUUUUUGCGUUUUUCAGAGCCUCGUUCUCCGGAAACGUCGUCACCGUGUUCGGAGCGUCGGGAUUCCUCGGCCUGCCCGUCGUGAACAAAUUCGCGAAAAACGGCUCGCAAAUCAUCAUCCCCUACCGCCAGGAUCCGUAUUACAUGCGAGAGCACAAGGUGCUCGGCGAGCUCGGACAAGUUUUGUACUUUCCGUUCGAGCUGAAGGACGAAGAGAGCAUCCGAAAGGUCGUCAAGUACUCGAACGUCGUCGUCAACCUGAUCGGAACUCGUGUGCCGACCAAGUGAGCGCGAAAAAAAUUUAUCUAAAAAUCAUGUUCUUCAGAAAUUACAACUACUACGACGUGCACGACACGGGCGCCCGCCGCCUCGCCAAGAUCUGCAAGGAGAUGGGCGUCGAGAAGUUUGUGCAUUUGUCCGCACUCGGAGCCACCGUCGACCCGCCGAAGGGCCAUUUCGUGGCGAAGAGCGAGUUUCUGCGCUCGAAGGGCCUCGGCGAGAUUGCGGUCCGCGAAGAGUUCCCGGAGGCGACGAUCAUCCGUCCGUCGGUGAUCUACGGAGAACUCGACGGAUUCAUCCAGUACUACGUGUCGAGAUGGCGGAAGACUCCUCUCGAUACCGUCUAUUUGUACAAGAAGGGAGAGCACACGUACAAAAUGCCGAUUUGGGUGAGGAAACAAAGAAAACGCAUGUAGAAAUGGACCUAAAACAAUUUUUUCCCAAAAUAUCAAUUUCCAACUUUCAAAGGUGUAAAAUGAGCUAAAACUUCCGGAAUUUUUAUAAAAGCCCAAAAUUGUGUCAGGUUGGAGACGUCGCGCAGGGAAUCGACCGCGUCGUCAACGAUCCGACCGCGAAGGGCCACACGUACGAAUUCGUCGGACCGCACUGCUAUCAGCUCUCCGAGCUCAUCGAUUUCAUGUACAAAAAGGCGCACUGCCUCACAGAUUUCGGAUUCCAGUAGGCCGUUUUCGAAGCGAUUCCGACCAUCUCCAGUCGUUUUUCAGCUACAAGCGCCACGGACUUCCGGAUCCGUACUUUAUCGCUCUGACGCUCGCCACCGAGCUGUACGGGAAGAUUUUCAAGUGCAAAGUUCCACUCAACCGCGAGUGGAUGGAGUACAUUGUGAGUUUUGACAUUUUUUUGCUGAAAGUCGCAUUUUCGCCGAAAAAUUAGGUCGAAUUAGGUAGUGUUCGGCUGCAGGAAUGUACGUUGACGUUGUCACUUUUGGUCGUGUGAAUCUAAAGAAAAAAUAAUUUGCGUCGAAAAUUUGAAAAAAACGGUGCUUUUGGGGUUGAUACUGAACAACGUCAACGUACUUUCUUACAGUGUCAAAUUUUUUUUCAGUUUUCUCCCCUGACGCUUCCGUUAAAAAAGAAACAGCGGAUUGUCUCAAAUCUGUAGAAAACCCCCCCAAUUUUCGUGUUGCAGGAAGUGCAAAACGACGUGCUGACGGGCGCGCGAACACUGGCGGACCUCGGAGUGCGCCGGCUGACAGAGUUCGAGUUGGCCGGCGGGCAGCAGGCGUUCUACCGAUCGUUCAACCGCUACUUCGAGGAGCAGUACGGAGAACUGCCGGCACCGUCCCUCCCGCUCCGCUCGCCGCCGCUCACCAAGAAGACGGCUUCGGCGGGCAUCCGAUCGGACACGACCAAGACUGCCGUCUUCAAUUAA
Molecule: messenger RNA, 1875 nt
Organism: Caenorhabditis sp. 36 PRJEB53466
Lineage: Eukaryota; Metazoa; Nematoda; Chromadorea; Rhabditida; Rhabditidae
Source: the annotation of a GenBank genome assembly